AGUAGCACUUUAUGUAAGAUGAUACCUGCGCGUGUGGGUGCACUGUACUGUAGCCUAUUAGCUCGAGCUCCCACUCCCUCUCCUGUUCCCGUUACCCGGUGAAUGAUAUCAACAGAGCGUUUUGCCUGUUCCCUACUGAGCGAAAGAGCACGCUUGAAAGGAGAAUAACAUCAAACCGCACAACUGAACGACAGCCAGAGCGCAUGGAACCAGAGAAAAUAUAGGCUACCCACAGCAACGGCGAGAGCACAUUGACAGGACAACGGGAGGACUGUUUAUUCAAGUUGGACGGAUGAUUUAGCGAACACAAUUGAGUAGACUGCCCGGCGGAUGAUACGCGUCCGGGACCGGUGCUGUCGAUUGUGCGAGGAGGCAAGUUAACGUUACCGGAGGAAGAAGGUCGGUUGGUUCUUGCCUGUCAAUCGAGAGUCAAUAUGAAGUCAGCUGGGGUCGUGGAAGGAGGACUGUUCACAGAGAGUUACUGCAACAUCUGUAAUGCCCAACUCAUCUCCGAGUCGCAACGCACAGCACACUAUGAGGACAGUGCAGAGACAGAGGUGGACAGCAAUAAGUGCUGUACGUUAUGUAAUAUGUUCUUCACGUCGGCCAUCGUUGCCCAGUCUCACUACCAGGGCAAGACACAUGCCAAGAGAGUACGACUGGUACUGGGAGAAACACCCAGCAUACCUACUGCUACCAACAGCCCUACCACCACAGACUCAUCCCCUUCCACCCCCCAGCCCAGCGACUCAAACCCUGCUCCUCCUGCCCUACCACGGCCCUCCUCUCUAGCACCCCCGGUGGUGGUGGUGGGUAGUGGUGGUAGUGGUGAGACAGGGAAGUACUGCUGUCUGUGUGGAGCAUGGUUCAACAACCCUCUGAUGGCCCAGCAACACUAUGAGGGGAAAAAACAUCGCAGGAAUGCAGCCAGAGCACAACUACUGGAGCAGCUAGCUGGCAGUCUGGACGCUACCGAAACUACAGGUCUCCGCAGCAGAUACUCCUGCAGUGUAUGUAGUGUUGUGUUGAACUCCAUUGAACAGUACCACGCACACCUCCAGGGCUCCAAGCACCAGAACAACUUGAAGCAGGUCCAGCAGUGAAGCACUGGAACCAGAGACCUGUGGACAUGUGGAGAAAUGGGAAAAUGGGAAAAUGGGAAUACUAAACAUGGGAAUACAGAGCAUUGUAAAAUGAAAAUAAUAUUGGUUGUGGAAUUUUGGAAGACUGAGAGACUUCUACAGAUGGCUUAGGACUGUGUGUGUGUGUGUGUGUGUGUGUGUGUGUGUGUGUGUGUGUGUGUGUGUGUGUGUGUGUGUGUGUGUGUGUGUGUGUGUGUGUGUGUGUGUGUGUGUGUGUGUGUGUGUUGUGUUUUUUUAAAUCUGACGAUGUCCUGGAGGUUACUGACCACCUAAGUGUUUGAUAUGUGUACUUUGACCCCACAGCAGUCAGAAAACCAUUGGAUGUUGCUAGCGAUCGCCAUGCUGUUUGUGUGCGUCCCAAAUGGCACCCUAUUCCGUUUAUAGUGCACUUCUUCUGACGAGGGCCCAUAGGGCUCUAUUAAAAAGUAGUGUACUAUAGAGACUCCUUUUGUGAACCACAAUCCUACAAUCUAACUAAGUGAUGUCAGUGUUACCCAGAGCGGUGAUAACCGUUACAAUGAUAGUCAUAGAGUAGAAGAAACAAUAUCAUCACCACUAUAUCAGUCCAGAGGGUCAGGGCUGCAAUACAUAUGUAUACAAAUAUAUAAUAAAUAUAUUCAUACAAUAUAUUUUCUAAACGCCUGUAAGUUAUCUGUGCAACAGCGUCGGUGCUCAGUGAGUAGCUCAUAAACAUAUAUUGAUAUCUAUAGUAAAUAUAUUGAAAUGUAAUGUAUGUUUACAUAUGUUUAGAUAUUCAACUAUGUUUUCAGCACUCAGUUCCAUGCAGAAACAGGGAGAGGAAAGACAAAUAUGUUUUCCCAACUUUGGGUGAUGCCAGACAGUCUUUGGUGCCUAUGUAAUACAAACUAACACAGCCAUUUUUAAAGUGGUAGCUGAUAUCCUGAAUUUGUCACUAAAUGACUGAUCAUUCAACUCAGAUAGACAGGGAUAUGCAUUGUAUAUGACACUUCUAUUCAGAGCGAUAUAAAGUCAAUUCAUUUGAAUACAACGUUGUAAGGAUACAAUCUGUAACUUGAAUAUCCUCAGUGGCUACUCAAUGUAUUGCAAACACACUUGGCCAAGACGCUGAACAAAAAUCGCCCGGUUCUAUCUGCCAAAACACACUCUCUUCACUUUAUAUACACAAGUUCAGUGACAGCACUUCGAACUGGAAUUGAAAGUAACAGAAUGUAACUUUAAACAACCAAGUAGUUCUUUUAAACUAAGGGUCAGUAUCUAUGGUUCAGUAAACAUUCCUAUGUUUAGUACCUCUGUGAUUAAUGAUGUCAUAGACACGAGACAGUGUCAGUCAGAAUCCCUUUUCUCUGAAACCAUAUAUGAGACGACACCAUUUGUUUUUCGACCAUACUGAUCUAGCGUCCGUUUGCAGUUUCCUGGACUCACUGGCAUUAAAGCACUUACUGUAUUCAGGAUGGUGGCCCUCAGUAACAAAGUGUUAUUGUUUAAAUUGAGAGAGCCACGAGAAGUAGCUCUGCCACUACCAAAACAUAUGGUGAGACAUCAAUGGAACUCAGACCGUGGGGGACAGGACAGGGACGCCGUCAUUGGCACUCAUUCAGAAAAGUUAUUAUUUGUCAAAUCUGUCGUAAAUGAUGUGUUCUAAAAGGCCAACAAUGUAGUUACUAAAAUCUGAUUUGGAUAUACAGUAUUUGGCUGUUUUACUGCAUAAUAUUUAGAAGUUGUCCUUUGCUAACUGGUGACUCCCGUUCGGAUAAGCUGGUAAUGGUGGAGCAUAGCUGGUGGUGGUGGAAGUUGAAGUGUAAUGCAGUUGAUUGAUGGCGAUGGAAUGAACAUGUAUUCGAGGUUAAAACCAUACAAGCAUUACACUUUUAUUUUCACCUCAACAUAGUGUGAAAUAUACACAUAUGAACAAUAGACUAAAUGUAGGCUCAUUUUGCUGAGGCAAUGAGGAGAUUCUAGAUUUAUCCUCCACGGGAGGACACGUGCAUGGCGUUUCCAUGGUUUUAGUCAAACUCUUACGUGAUCUAUCUAACGGUUACCACCAACCUAUGUUUAUCAUGGGCAUCUCUAGCCACUGGUAAAUCGUAUCGUUCUAAAAAGGCAACACGACAAACAGACUUGCCUUUAAAAGGACACAGUUCCAUGCUAUGCCGUUGUUCUGUUUCUUGAUGUUGUUGAGAGUUUCAUGUAUUUUUCCCCUGUGAAGUGGUGAACACAUUAAAAAAAACGUUCUUUUUGCUUUGCGUUUUAACAGA
This is a messenger RNA of Oncorhynchus tshawytscha (Chinook salmon), 3379 nucleotides long. Its product is annotated as zinc finger matrin-type protein 4-like. The record is from RefSeq and is a predicted model, not a curated record. Gene Ontology annotation, molecular function: nucleic acid binding; zinc ion binding. Lineage: Eukaryota; Metazoa; Chordata; Actinopteri; Salmoniformes; Salmonidae.